This is a messenger RNA of Prunus armeniaca (apricot), 1098 nucleotides long. Lineage: Eukaryota; Viridiplantae; Streptophyta; Magnoliopsida; Rosales; Rosaceae. The record is from the annotation of a GenBank genome assembly.
AUGAACCCAAAUUUUAAAAACACUAGGAGAUCAAAGGGUAGUGAAGCAAUUUCAGAUUCAAAGUUGGUGCAAGAGCUAUAUGCAAUAAUGGAAAUUGUCUCUGACAGAGUAGAAAUGCACAAGAACAUUUGUGCCCAGAGGGACAAUUGGAAUGGCCUGCUUCUCAACUCUCUGAAUGGAAUGACAGCCACUGCUGCAAUCAUGGCUGGACUUGCAGCUGUGAGUGGAUCUGGAGGAGCACCCAUUUUGGCUCUCAAGCUCUCUUCCAGUCUCCUAUACAUGGCUGUCACUGGGAUUUUGCUGGUGAUGAAUAAGAUCCAGCCUUCUCAGCUAGCAGAGGAGCAGAGAAAUGCUUCAAGGCUUUUUAAGAGGCUUCAUGAAGAGAUCAAAACCACUCUGGUUUUAAAAACGCCAACUUCAAAUGAUGUGAAGGUUGCAAUGGAAAAGGUUUUGGCUUUAGAUAAGGCCUACCCACUGCCCUUGCUUGGGACCAUGAUUGAGAAAUUUCCUUCCCUUGUGAAGCCUGCUGUGUGGUGGCCAGAAGAAUCCAAGCCUCAACAUGAAGAGACGAGCGAGAAGGUUGAGAGGAAUGGGUGGGAUGAGAAGCUGGAAGAGGAAAUGAAGGAGAUUUUGGGUGUGGUGAGAGGAAAAGAUGCUGCAGAAUAUGUGAGGCUAAGCAAUGUGGUCUUGAAGGUUAACAAAAUACUAGCAUUCUGUGGCCCUUUGCUCACUGGUUUUGCUGCAGCUGGGGCAGGACUUGUUGGGUUGACUGGUUUUGGUUCAUGGGGUGCAGUUUUGGCUGUGGUGUUUGGGGCUUUGGCCAGUGUGGUCAACACUUUGGAGCAUGGUGGGCAAGUGGGAAUGGUGUUUGAGAUGUAUAGGAGUUCUGCAGGGUUUUUUAAGCUCAUGGAGGAGACCAUAGAAUCAACUCUCAAGGAAGGAGAGGUUGGGGAGAGAGAGAAUGGGGAGCUGUUUGAAGUGAAAGUGGCUCUUCAGCUUGGCAGAAGCCUUGCAGAACUCAGAGACCUUGCAAAUUCUUCAUCUUUGUCUUCAAGACUUAGACAAGCUAAAGAAGAAUUUGCAAGCAAGCUUUUUUGA